AGAGUAACCCGUUCUGUUACAAUUAAAAAAGUAACUGAUAAUACAUGUGGUAGACUUGACGAUGUUAACACUUUUUGGAAAGAGCUCUUGGAAGGACGACGGGUAAUGAAUUGUGAAAGUGUCCUCCAUGAGGUUUUCAAUAAAGAUGAAAGGUGUUUCCUCCAAGAAGUGCAUAACGCACUAGCACAACUGGAUUCUUCUCGUGAGAAUUUGGUCUGGGGUGCGGAGGAGUCUUCCACUAAUUCGUCUGGACAGUUGGGAUUCCUGCUACCAGAACCAAGUUUGCAUAUCCCGACUGUGGGGGUCGUUGACGAAAAUUCCCAAGUUGGGGUAACUGAAGAUCAAUGUCUUUGGGUUCAACAAGUUCCGGUAAGCCCACCUUACCAGAAAAUAGCGAUAAAGGGAAGGGGAAGAUGGACACCGACAAUGAGGGUCCCUAUCUUGGAUUGACUAUGGCUUGC
Molecule: messenger RNA, 461 nt
Organism: Eutrema salsugineum
Lineage: Eukaryota; Viridiplantae; Streptophyta; Magnoliopsida; Brassicales; Brassicaceae
Exons: 2
Coding region: 106-450 (114 amino acids)
Source: RefSeq, a predicted model, not a curated record